Benincasa hispida (wax gourd) is the source of this 1574-nucleotide messenger RNA. RefSeq names its product ubiquitin receptor RAD23b-like. NCBI's taxonomy places the organism in Eukaryota, Viridiplantae, Streptophyta, Magnoliopsida, Cucurbitales, Cucurbitaceae. The record is from RefSeq and is a predicted model, not a curated record. Gene Ontology annotation, molecular function: proteasome binding; polyubiquitin modification-dependent protein binding; damaged DNA binding. Gene Ontology annotation, biological process: proteasome-mediated ubiquitin-dependent protein catabolic process; nucleotide-excision repair. Gene Ontology annotation, cellular component: nucleoplasm; cytosol.
ACGUGCCUGACCCACGCAGGGCAGUGGGAAGUGUAAAGUCCAUUUACCCACUUUCUUCCUGCAAAUGAACCUUCAUUGAUUCUCUCCAUUGGCAAUCUAGGGUUUUUUUCUCCCUUCUGAAUUUCUGCUUUUCCUCUUCCUCCUCCUCUUCUUCUCCUUAAUCACUUUCCUUUUCUUUCCCUUCUUCUUCGUUGUCGGCAUGAAGCUUACGGUUAAGACCCUCAAAGGAAGUCACUUUCAAAUCGAGGUUCAGCCUACAGACACCGUAUUGGGUGUAAAGAAGAACAUUGAAAAUGUACAAGGAAAAGAUAGUUAUCCUUGUGGUCAGCAAUUAUUAAUCCACAAUGGGAAGGUUUUGAAAGAUGAAACAACGCUGACAGAGAACAAGGUUACCGAAGAUGGUUUUCUUGUUGUUAUGCUUAGUAAGAGUAAAGCACCUGGUUCAACUGGGUCAUCAUCUACUCAGACGACUACCAAUGUACCUACAACUACUCCAACACCAAAUCCUACAUCGAUUCCUCAAGCUCCCACACAACCAGCAGCCUCAAGGAAUGUUGCUAUUUCAGAUGUGCCAACUGCAAAUGCUCAAAUCGAUACAUAUGGACAAGCUGCGUCAAAUUUAGUUUCUGGAAACAAUCUUGAGCAGACUAUUCAAGAAAUAAUGGAUAUGGGUGGUGGCAACUGGGAUAGAGAAACAGUUACUCGUGCACUUCGAGCAGCCUAUAAUAAUCCUGAGCGGGCAGUAGAUUAUUUGUACUCUGGUAUUCCAGAAACCGCAGAAGUUGCAGCCCCCGUGGCUCGUCCACCGACUAGCCAGCCUAUAGAAACAGGUGGUGCGACUGCUCCUGUUUCUGGAGGUCCCAACUCGUCUCCCCUCAAUAUGUUUCCACAGGAGUCCCUUGCUGCUGCCGCUGGUGGUGGUGGAGGUAGCCUUGGAUCCCUUGAGUUCCUUAGAAACAACCCACAGUUUCAAGCAUUGCGGUCUAUGGUGCAAGCAAAUCCACAAAUAUUACAGGCUAUGCUUCAGGAGCUUGGGAAGCAGAACCCUCAACUUUUGAGAUUGAUCCAGGAUCAUCAAGCAGAGUUUCUCCAGUUAAUAAAUGAGCCUCUUGAGGGCUUCGAAGGGGAUCUCUUUGACCAGCCUGAUCAAGACAUGCCUCAUGCUAUCAAUGUCACACCAGCUGAGCAGCAAGCGAUUGAACGACUGGAAGCAAUGGGGUUUGAUAGGGAUCAAGUCAUUGAGGCAUUUUUAGCUUGUGAUCGCAACGAGGAAUUGGCUGCCAACUACCUUUUGGAACAUGGUGGCGAAUUUGAGGAUUAAAUGGUAACGUCGAGCGUGGCGUAAUUAGACAUUUGGAAAAGGUGGGUUUUCUUGAUUUCGAUUGAUUAUUCUUUGAACAGAAUUGAAGUUAUGUUGUUCAAUGAGGAAGAAAAAUGAGGAAAUCCCAACAGUCACUGGACGAAAGAGCACUCCAGUUCUACUUAUUGUUUAUCUGUUUGGAUUUGUUCGAUAACUUUGGUUUAAAUUUAGAUUUAUAUUAUUAAUUUAUUAUAUACAUCUUUUUUAGGUUAAA